This is a messenger RNA of Carassius carassius (crucian carp), 1601 nucleotides long. RefSeq names its product ETS transcription factor ERG (gene erg). The transcript has 10 exons. NCBI's taxonomy places the organism in Eukaryota, Metazoa, Chordata, Actinopteri, Cypriniformes, Cyprinidae. Gene Ontology annotation, biological process: cell differentiation; regulation of transcription by RNA polymerase II. Gene Ontology annotation, cellular component: nucleus. Gene Ontology annotation, molecular function: sequence-specific DNA binding; DNA-binding transcription factor activity, RNA polymerase II-specific. The coding region runs from base 292 to 1581 and encodes 429 amino acids. The record is from RefSeq and is a predicted model, not a curated record.
ACGCCAUGCUGUCCGUGUAGGGCGCGCGCUAGAGUUUGACACGCAGCCUCCGUCUGUUCUCCGUCGGUGAUGCGCCUCACUUCAGCACGAGCCUCCGUCACCGACGACAUGCUGAGAGAUUCGCGUCCGCGUUCACAUGGCUGCAGUGGUCAGAUGUCUGAUGUCUGUCGGAGGAAAUGAUCCAGACGAGCAGAACCAGAACCAGUCAAACACAAGGAGGCGCUGUCGGUGGUGAGUGAGGAUCCGUCUUUAUUCGAGUGUUCGUACGGAGCGCCUCAUUCGAAGAAGGACAUGACGGCGUCCACCGCUGGUGAAUACGGCCCGAGCAAACUCAGUCCCAGAGUGCAUCAGCAGGACUGGCUGGCUCCGCCCCCUGGACGCAUCACUGUCAAGCUGGAGUGUGGCGCGGGAUCCAGGGCCUCUCCUGAUGUGUGUGCUGUGGUGAAGGGGAAGAUCUCUCCAGUGAUGUACAGCAGCUUUAUGGAGGACAAGCACGCGGCACCCAACCAGACCAGCAGCGAGCGCAGAGUGAUCGUCCCUGCAGAUCCGAGCCUGUGGUCAGUGGAUCACGUGCGUCAGUGGCUGGAGUGGGCCGUGAAGGAGUACGGGCUUCCCGAGGUGGACCUGUCUCUCUUCCACAGCAUCGACGGGAAGGAGCUCUGCAAGAUGAACAAAGACGACGUCCAGCGUCUGACCAGCAGCUACACGGCUGACAUCCUGCUGUCUCACCUGCACUACCUCAGAGAGACUCCACUUCCUCACUUGACUUCAGAUGAUGUUGACAAAGCCUUGCAAAACUCCCCGCGGUUAAUGCAUGCUCGCAAUACAGGAGGAGCCAGCUUCAUCUUCCCAAACGCUCCUGUGUUCCCUCCAGACGCCAGCAGAGGGCCGAGCCGAGCGGACCUGGGUGUGGACGGCCGGCGCUCUGGAUGGACUCAGUCUCCGUCUGCAGCUAAAGUCUCUCAGAGCUCUGCUGCCAUCAUGACCAAACCUGAGGAGCAGAGAGCUCCGCUAGAUCCAUAUCAGAUUUUAGGGCCGACAAGCAGCAGGCUGGCGAAUCCAGGUUCGGGUCAGAUCCAGCUGUGGCAGUUCCUCCUGGAGCUUCUCUCCGACAGCUCUAACUCGUCCUGCAUCACGUGGGAAGGAACCAACGGCGAGUUCAAGAUGACGGAUCCGGACGAGGUGGCUCGGCGCUGGGGCGAGAGGAAGAGCAAGCCCAACAUGAACUACGACAAGCUGAGCCGAGCCCUGCGCUACUACUACGACAAGAACAUCAUGACCAAAGUGCACGGGAAACGCUAUGCCUACAAGUUCGACUUCCACGGCAUCGCUCAGGCCCUGCAUCCGCAUCCGCAUCCGCCCGAGUCCUCCGUCUACAAGUACCCAGCCGAGCUGUCCUACAUGAGCUCGUACCCACAGAAGAUGAGCUUCGUGUCUCCACACACUCCGGCCAUGAGCGUGUCCUCGCCGGGCUUCUUCAGCGCUCCGAGUCCGUACUGGAGCGCUCCGGCGGCCGGACUCUACAGCGGCCCUCGACACCCCCCCGCACACAUGCCCUCACAUCUGGGAUCCUACUACUAGAUGCCCACCACAUCUCCAGA